GAUCAAGGAUAUUAAUGAAAUAUUAAACAAGAACGAAUACCACUCUCCUGAAGAGAGUGAUCCGAAGAAUGAUCCAAACGCAUCCACAGACCGCAAAAACCUUUUUGUUUACAAAUUAUCAUGGAGAUCUGAUGAAUACGUGGAAAAAUAUUUUCCAGAAAAUAAGAGAGUACGUCCUCGUAUCCUUAAAGAUGAAUUUUGGAAAAAUAAGAAAGCACCACCAAAUUUAAUUUGGUGGACACUUAAAGACGGAAAGCGAGAAUCUCUCUCAGUCCAUAAAUCUAUUGACGAAGAAUCAGAUGAUGAGUCGGAAUCAGAGAGCGAAGAGGAGGAACAAAGUCAACAAAGUCAACAAAGUCAACAAAGUUAUGGUCUCAACGUCGAUAAAUUAGAUAUAAAUGCUGAAUCUGAUGAAGAAGAAGAGGGUGAGGAUGAG
This is a messenger RNA of Rhizophagus irregularis DAOM 181602=DAOM 197198, 436 nucleotides long. The record is from RefSeq and is a predicted model, not a curated record. NCBI's taxonomy places the organism in Eukaryota, Fungi, Glomeromycota, Glomeromycetes, Glomerales, Glomeraceae.